AUGAAGUUCAACGCUUUUGCAGCCACCGGCCUCCUGGCCACAGCCGUCCUGGCCCACCCGAGGGCCUUGCCUCGCAGCGAGAUCGCCAGACGUGGUACGAUGUCUAAGCGUUGUGAGGCCAACGCGGCCAACUUCAACAAGAAACGCUACGACCAGCGCAUAUACAACAAGCGCGCUGAGGCCAAGCGCGCCGAGAACGCGACGUACACAAUCACGACUGAAGCGCCGUACUAUGAUGUGAUCCAGAACGAUACUUGCGUCCUUGAGCCCGAGGUCACCUGGGGCCCUUAUGUAUACCCAAACUCGCAGACCUUGAGGCAGGAUAUGUCUGAGGGCCAGGCUGGUGUGCCGCUGACCCUCGACGUUGGUGUCUUGGAUAUGGCAACCUGCGAGCCCCUCGAGAACGUGUUGGUGGACUUUUGGCACUGCAAUGCUACCGGAAGUUACUCGAGUUUCACAGCUCUGAGCCCAAACACGCCAUUCUUGGAGCUGCUGCAGUCGCUCAACAUUUCCUCAGAUGACUACAACAUUGGUGUGACUGAUCUGCACACCGACGACACAACUUUCCUUCGAGGCAUGUGGCCGACGGACGCGAACGGAAUGAUGGAGAUGAAGACCGUCUUCCCGGGCUUCUACGUCGAGCGAGCCAUUCACAUCCACGUGCGGGUGUACAACAACUGGGUCCUCCGCGAGAACGGGACGCUGUCGUCGGGCGAUAUCGUCUCGGCCGGCCAGCUGUACUUUGACGAGGAGCUGGAGGAGCAGAUAAUGGCGCUGGACCCUUACGUGACGCACACCGAGAUCAACCGCACAACGCAUGAGACGGACAACAUCUUCGCCGACUCGUUUGCUGGUGGCUACAACCCUGUUGUCUCAGUCGUCGCAGCUGACGGUGAGGAUGUUACUAAGGGGAUGAUCGGAUACAUCACUAUUGGUGUCGAUACUACAGCUAUUACGACUCACAGCUUGGGUGGGCUGGACGAGCCGGUGGACGAGAAUGGGCAUGAUAUCUAA
Molecule: messenger RNA, 1014 nt
Organism: Diaporthe amygdali
Lineage: Eukaryota; Fungi; Ascomycota; Sordariomycetes; Diaporthales; Diaporthaceae
Product: protocatechuatedioxygenase beta subunit
Exons: 4
Coding region: 1-1014 (337 amino acids)
Molecular function (GO): oxidoreductase activity, acting on single donors with incorporation of molecular oxygen, incorporation of two atoms of oxygen; ferric iron binding
Source: RefSeq, a predicted model, not a curated record